Messenger RNA from Chinchilla lanigera (long-tailed chinchilla), 1293 nucleotides. It is a transcript of the gene Mpst, whose product is annotated as mercaptopyruvate sulfurtransferase. Gene Ontology annotation, cellular component: mitochondrion. The record is from RefSeq and is a predicted model, not a curated record. Bases 105 to 998 code for a protein of 297 amino acids. NCBI's taxonomy places the organism in Eukaryota, Metazoa, Chordata, Mammalia, Rodentia, Chinchillidae. The transcript is spliced from 2 exons. Gene Ontology annotation, biological process: transsulfuration. Gene Ontology annotation, molecular function: thiosulfate-cyanide sulfurtransferase activity.
GCACUGUCAGUUUUGCAACCUGGGACCAGUCUCUCCCUCCCUUCGCUACUGACAUCCUCCCUGUCCCGCAGGCCUGCAACCCCCGCGUCACCACCACCUCCGCCAUGGCUGCCACGCAGCUCUUCCGUGCGCUCGUGUCGGCGCAGUGGGUGGCGGAGGCGCUGCGGGCCCCACAGGCCGGCCGGCCCCUGCAGCUGCUGGAUGCGUCCUGGUACCUGGCCAAGCUAGGCCGGGACACAAGACGCGAGUUUGAAGAUCGCCACAUCCCGGGUGCCACUUUCUUUGACAUCGACCACUGCAGCGACCACACUUCGCCCUAUGACCACAUGCUGCCCAGCGCGGAGCACUUCGCAGAGUACGCGGGCCGCCUGGGCGUGGGCGCCACCACGCACGUUGUGGUCUAUGACACCAGUGACCAGGGCCUCUACUCAGCACCACGCGUCUGGUGGAUGUUCCGUGCCUUCGGCCAUCACGCGGUGUCUCUGCUGGACGGCGGCCUCCGCCAUUGGUUGCACCUGAAUCUUCCGCUCAGCUCUGGCAAGAGCCGCCCUGUGCCCACCGAGUUCAGCGCCCGGCUGGACCCCACCUUCAUCAAGACCUAUGAGGACAUCAAGGACAACCUGGAGUCCCACCGCUUCCAGGUGGUGGAUGCCCGAGCCGCCGGCCGCUUCCGCGGCACUGACCCGGAGCCCCGAGACGGCAUCGAGCCCGGCCACAUCCCCGGCACUGUGAACAUCCCCUUCACGGAAUUCCUGACGGAGGAGGGCCUGGAGAAGAGCCCCGAGGAGAUCCGACACCUGUUCCAGGAGAGGAAGGUGGACCUGUCCCAGCCCCUGGUGGCCACGUGUGGCUCUGGCGUCACAGCCUGCCACGUGGUGCUGGGGGCCUACCUCUGCGGCAAGCCCGACGUGCCCGUCUACGAUGGCUCCUGGGUGGAGUGGUACAUGCGUGCCCAGCCCGAGAACAUCAUCUCUGAGGGUCGGGGGAAGACCCACUGAGGCUGGAGGGGACACGGGCCAGCUCAGCUGACACCCGGCCGCCAGCGGUGCACAGCCUGGUAGGCCUGACUCUGUUUUGUGUGAGUGUUUACCAUCAUCUAGUUCAGAUGACGUUUGGGGUGACACCUGAGAAAUUAGUACUCGUGGGGUCCCAGAGGAGGCAGGAGAAAGGUGACACAGGCGCAGGAAGGGCCAACAGGACACAGAACUGCUCCUAAUGGUGCUAAGCUGGGGCCCCGCCUUGCUUCCAUUUUACAGUUGAGGAAAUAAAACAGCCAAGUGUGAAAUCCUUGUA